Molecule: messenger RNA, 5681 nt
Organism: Setaria italica (foxtail millet)
Lineage: Eukaryota; Viridiplantae; Streptophyta; Magnoliopsida; Poales; Poaceae
Exons: 1
Coding region: 284-5248 (1654 amino acids)
Biological process (GO): defense response to other organism
Source: RefSeq, a predicted model, not a curated record
UUGAGGCCAGGCCAAAGCAUCAUGCCAUUGCUUGAAGAAAGAGGGGGGAAGCAAGCACUGCUGUUGAAGAAAUGAAACUUAGCCACGCAUGCAUAAUGCAACGCAUUGGCGUGUGUCCUCUUGCAUCGGCUAGGAUCCUAGCUCAUCCAAUCUCUAUCAACGUACAGCUAGCUGAGAUCUAAACUAAUCUAAGCCUACCUAGCUUUGCUGGACAUUCACCUGUGGACCGGCCGGCCGGUCGGUAAUAAGCGGCGAGGGGCAAGGGACCUCGCCGGCUGCUGCGAUGGCUGAGCUCGCGUCUGGUGCCGUGAGCUCGCUGCUGGGCCUCCUGCGGAACGAGGUGCUUCUGCUGAGCCGCGUCGGGAGCGACGUGGAGUUCAUCAAGGAGGAGAUGGAGAGCAUGCACAGCUUUCUGGAGCACCUGGCCAGGACGGCGCCUCCUGCCGGCGGGCACGACGAGCAGGUGCGCACGUGGAUGAAGCAGGUCCGAGACCUUGCCCACGACUGCAGCAACUGUAUCGACCUCUACCUUCGACGUGGUGACCCGGCGGUCUACCGUGCUAGGGGUGGCCGUUGGCGCUACCUCUGGUGGGCUUCCUGGUUGGUGCAGAAGAUGGUCACCCAGCACAACGCAGCCAUCCGACUGCGCGAGCUCAAGGAGCGGGCACGCGAUGUUGGCAAGAGACGGUUGAGGUACGGUGUGGAGAUCCCGCAAAAAGAGGCAUGGGGCUCUGCAGUGGUGCCAUCAAUGCCAUCGUCAUCUCAAGCUGCAGCCACGGAAGAAGAGGAGGAGGACCAUCAAAAUCAAGCAUCAGUAGUGGCCGCCGAUGGUUCUGAUCCCCGUCAAAGAGCUCUAGAACCUCGCCUUCUGGAGGAGUACUGCACCGAGAAGCUAGCCAACUGGCUCCAGUUGCAAGCUGAAACCAACAAGGAUGUGUCAAUAUCAUCCAUUGCCAUUGUCGUGCCAGAUGAUACAGAGGACGCUGCUGGAGCCAUCGCACGUGAAGCUUUGACUUUGGCGAGCGCCAAUUUCACGUGCAAGGUCUGGAUCAAUCUUUCGGCACUGCACCUCCCAUGGGAUCUUCCGCUACUAGGCUCAGAGAUUCUCUCCUAUAUCUUGCGUGAAUGCGAGCAGCAGCAAGGCACGGUGGGGGAGCAGGAUCCACGGGAGCAAGCUUACCGUUACAAAGAUGAACUUCAGGACACAAUCUGGAACAUGAUUGAUGAUGAUGACAUUGUUGAAAGGAUUGAAGAAAUCAAGAGCAAGAUUGGAGAAGUUGAUGAGGGGAAGAUUGGAUUCGACAGAAAUAAGAAGCUUGAAGAAAGCAAGACCCUAGGCAUACUAAUACUCCUCCGCGUGCUGCAGCUCAUGCAGAGUGCGCCUGACAGAAGUAUGCCACUAUCCUCAGAGGAUGCUAUGAAGGAGACUGCCUCCAGGCUGAAAUCUCAUAUGGAAGCAGGCAAGCCUCAGAUCUGUCUCGAUAAUAACCAAUAUAUGGAUAUCCUGCGGAAGGUGUUUCCGGCAAGCAAGCCCCUGCAGCCGCAGACUCAGGAAGCCUCCCACGGUGCUACUACAUUGGGCGAGGAUCACAUCAAAGAAAUCACCAACAACCACAAGAUCACUCUAGACAUCAUAUGGGAGCUGCUUUGCAAGCAACAGCUACUCGAAAGUACCUCUGCCAAGAAGGAACAUGCCACAGGAUGCAACAAGCUCCAUGGUGGCCAUGAUCAAGUCGGCAAUAGUGCAGCUGUUGCCUCCACAGAACAAAGCAAGGAGAAAGUGGAGGAGACCUCAGGGGAGGUUCAGGUGAGCAGUGCUGCUGCUGCUGCUGCUGUCAAAGAAGCCAAGGAAAAAAUGAAGGAGUUCCGAGGGGAGGUUAAGGCGAGGAAUGCCAUUGCUGCUACUAUCAACGAAACCAAGGAAAAGAUGGAUAAAAUCUCGGAGGAGAUUACGGAUAAGCUGUUUAUCAAAGGUAUAGUGGACAAGAUUAAGCCGCAUCUGGAAAAUAACAAGACACUGAUUAUCCUCCAAGAUGAUGAAGACUAUAUUUCAACCGAAGAUGAUGAAGACGAUGUAUCCACAUGGGAGGAGACCAGAAAUGCUUUGAACCUGUUAGGCUGUGCACCUGGAAGUGCAGUGAUUGUGUCCACAAAGAGCAGCCAAAAGGCCAAAGAAUUUUGCUAUCCACAGAGGGAGCCAAUAACCUAUUCUCUAAUUGGCCUCUACCAUGAUAUUGUGCUUCAGCUCACACAGCAACGGGAGUAUGAUCCCCAGGUUCUCCUUAAAAUCCUGUACAUGUGCGAUCCACAUGAAUUCUGCAUGAAGAUCUUUGCGCAUGCUCUUUAUGCUAAUCCCAAAAGGAGCUAUGAUGAACUGACCAAGUUGUAUCAAGACCUGGGUGCCCAAAAGACAUUGGGCAGUGAGGCUAAGAGGAUGAUCAAGUUCUCCUACAGAGACCUACCUAGAGAAUACAAGACUUGCUUUCUGUACCUAGCUAUCUUCCCUCAAGGCCACAACAUCAGCCGGUCGACCUUAAUAGGACGAUGGGUUGCAGAAGGGUUGAUAACCAAGGAGGACUGGAGCACUGCAGUGUUUCAUGCCGAGCAGUGCUUUGAAGCUCUUAUCAAACGUGGGCUUGUUUUGCCUUGUGAUAUUGGUGUUGCAGGAAAAGUCAAGAGCUGCAUGGUAGGUCAUCAGGUCCAUGGGUUUAUCACCAAGAUUGCAAAGAAAGAGCAUAUUUUGGACGCGCGCCUAUCAGAUGUCGUGGCCCGCCACUUCUCCAUCUUUUGUGGUCUCCGGCUCCGCGCCUCUGAUGGCAUAGGCACCUUUGUGAGCAAGCUCCCCAAAUACUUACCACAGUUACCGCUGCUCAAGGUGCUAGAUCUGGAAGGUUGGGUCAACAGUGAGAAGCUUAAUCACUACCUCAAGGACAUCUGCAGAAAGAUAUUAUUCCUCAAGUAUUUGAGCCUAAGAGGAACAAAGGUUACUGAUCUACCCAAUGAAAUCAACAACCUCCAUGAGCUAGAGGUAUUGGAUAUCCGGCAAACUGAGGUGCCUGCACGCAAAACAAAAGGUCUCCUGCUCCUGAAGCUGAGGCGCUUGCUGGCUGAUUGCAAUGAUCCAAAAAUGAAUGGCGACCCAUUACACUCUCCUGUCCAGAUUCCUCGCAAAAUCAGGAGAAUGGAAAAUCUGGAGGUACUGUCAAAUGUCAAGGCUUCAUCGGAUGGCAGUGAGUUGAAAGACAUAAAAUAUCUAUGGCAGUUGAGGAAGCUCGGUGUGGUUAUCCAAGACGAGCACCGGCACCUUGAUAAUUUGCUUUCAUCGAUUAAUGACCUGAAAGAGUGUCUUCAGUCUCUUUCAAUCACAAUAUCUAACACCAGAAGAAAAAGAAAAAACAUUACCUUGAGAAAAAGCCCACAACCAAAAGAUAUGGGCACUUUGUCAACACUAUCUCCAAGGCGUCUGGAGAGCAUAAGCAUCAAUGGAUUCAUACCAGGGGAGAAACUUCUUGAAGUGUUGGCCAAAGAUUGUGAUGAACUUGCCAAGGUAACUCUGAGUAGCACCAGGUUGGAACAGGGAGAUCUGAUGGUCCUUGCUCUGCUUGACAAAUUACGCUGUGUCAGGCUCCGAUCCUAUGCAUACAGUGGGAGAAAGCUCAUCUUCAACAAGGAUGAAUUCCCACAUCUCAAGUACUUUCUUGUUGAGGGCCACAAUAUGACCAACAUUGAGUUUCAAUAUAACACAUCUGCUGAGCUUGAGAAGAUUGUCUUGUCCUUCACCAACAUAAGAUCGCUUUGUGGGAUCGGAAACCUUCCACAAUUGAAGGAGCUUGAGUUAGAAGAGAACCGAUCCCUACUUUCAUUUUCUCAAGAUGAAGCAGCUCUUGAGGAAAAGACUGAAAGCAGAGCUCCUGAGCAAAACACAGAGGUCAUAGCUGCUAACAAAACUAUUCAGAGUGGAUCCCUUGGACAAAAUACCGAGAUCAAAGCUCCAGAACAUAACAUUCAGAGCCGAUCUCCAGAGGAAAACACCCAGAAUAGAGCUGCCGAGCAAAGCACUGAGGUCAGAGCUUGGGAGAAAAACACAGAGAGCAUAGCUGCUGAGCAAAAUAUACAGAGUAGAUCCCCUGAGCGAGACACUAAGAUCAGAGCGCCUGGGCAAAACACAGAGAGUGUACCUGCUGAGCAAAAUAUACAGAGUAUAGCUCCUGAGAAAAAUACUGAGAUCAGAGCUCCGGAGAACAACACAGAGAGUGUAGCUGGUAAGCAAAAUAUACAGAGUAUAGCUCCUGAGCAAAAUGUACAGAGUAUAGCUCCUGAGCAAAAUACCGAGAUCAGAGUUCCGGAGAAAAACACAGAGAGUGUAGCUCCUGAGCAAAAUAUACAGAGUAUAGCUCCUGAGCAAAAUACCGAGAUCAGAGCUCCGGAGCAAAACACAGAGAGCAUAGCUGAUGCACAAAAUAUACAGAGCACAGCCUCUGAGCAAGACACUAAGAUCAGAGCUCUGGAGCAAAACCCUCAGACCGAAGAUACUAAGGAGAUUAUCAAGGGUGGGUUCACCUUUGAUAAGGAAAAAUUUCAACAACUUAAGUACUUUUGUGUUAAGGAGUCCAAAACAACCAACAUCACCUUUAAAGAGGGAGCAGCUCCUGAGCUCAAGAAGAUCACAUUGUCCUUGAGGGAUGAAAAUUCAAAGAUUACUGGGGUCGAGUACCUUCCAAAAUUGAAGGAGAUAGAGUUGAAGGGUGGCAAAUUUCUUCUUCAGUUAUUUGACAAUGCUGUUAAAGUUGCCAAGGUGACUCUUAGUGAUACAAAUCUGAAGCAAGAAGACAUGAAAAUCUUAGGCAUGAAAACAAAUCUGCGCUGCCUAGUGCUCUCUGACAAGUCUUACGAUGAAAAGCACCUUGCAUUCAACGAAGAUGCGAAGUUCCCAGUACUCGACCUCCUUAUUGUGGAGUGCCCUAACAUCAACAGCAUCAGCUUCACCGCGGGAUCUGCUCAAAAACUCGAAAAGAUAGUUUGUUCCUUCACCAAUAUGAACUCUCUAUCCGGCAUCGACAAACUUCCGAAACUGAAUGAGAUUGAGUACAGUGGUGGCCGUGUCCCUUAUCUGGUGAGAAAGGAAAUUGCAGCGCUUAAAAGGCAACCUGUUCUUACUUACAACAAUCCACAGCAACAAAACCAAGCAAGAACGAUGAAAGCAAAACAGAAGAGGGAGAUGUUGCAGAAGGAUCUCCAGCUUUCUUGAGCAAGAAGGGCCAGCGCUAGCUAAGCUAGCUAGCUGACGAAAGGUUUCAAGGUUACGGUUACCACACAUUCCCCAUCCUUCUUACUUGUGCAUGUUUAAUUUGUUUCCGUUGCGUGUGCAUCAUCCCCCUUGCGUUCAUUCCGCGUGGUGCUGUCUGUACCUGCUCGCUCAUGUAUCUGUUUGGGUUUCACUUCGCGCGCGCGCGCGCGCGCGCGUGUGUCCUUUCAGUGCACACGGCUUGUGUGCUUGAGUUUGGGCCUGCACUUUGAGCUUAUGGGGCAUAUGGCUGUUCCCAUGCUCAUGGAUUCGUCAUUUGCAUGUGUGUGUGUGGCUUUCCUCUGGACCAAUGCCGGGUAUGGUUCCAUGUAAUAAGUGCGACAAUUCGCUUGUUGAAUCUUACUAUUACUAAUUGAGGCUUCUUUUGAAGCUUCCA